Molecule: messenger RNA, 1038 nt
Organism: Lactuca sativa (garden lettuce)
Lineage: Eukaryota; Viridiplantae; Streptophyta; Magnoliopsida; Asterales; Asteraceae
Source: RefSeq, a predicted model, not a curated record
AUGGCAAACACACAAAGUGGAUUGGGAAACGACAACCCGCAAUCUGAGCCACAAAUGAUUGGGAGUGCAUUAGAACUAACAUAUGCACCUGAGCCAAUCACGAUGGCGGGAGUAUACGCAAUGGUGCGAAUAAUGUUGGGUCAUCAGAUGGAAGAAACAAGGCGUUUACUUCAACAAAGUAAGGACAAACUUACUGUGCCAGUACGCCAGACACCUACUCAUGAGAUAACUAUCGGGGUUGCUAAGUCAGUCGAAGAAGUGAUCAACGGUAGUAUCGCCAACAAGGUUGAAGUUGAUAUGAAAGAAUGCCACAUCUUUGAGAUAGUCACCCAUGUGUCUCUGAAAGAAAUAGUAAUUGUUUCAGAUAAAAGAAUUACUAAAGAGAUUGCAAGGGGUCUUCUGUAUCCUCAUCAAGAUUCCAGAUUAAGAAUUAUUCAUAAGGAUUUAGAAGCUAGCAACAUAUUGUUAGAUAAAGAUAUGAAUCCCAGAAUUUCAGGCUUUGGUUUGGCAAAAAGUAUGGAAGGAAGUAAAACAGAAGCAAAUACAAGAAGAGUAAUGGGAACAUAUGGCUACAUGGCACCAAAGUACACCAUUGAUGGGAUUUACUCCACUAAAUUUGAUGUCUUCAACUUUGGUGUAUUGGUGUUAGAGAUAGUAAAUGGAAAGAAAAAUAGAGGAUUUCAUCAUGCAAAUCAUGAUCUUAAUCUUUUAGGACAUCCAUGGAGGCUAUAUAAAAAUGGGAAGCAAUUGGAACUGAUGGAUGACACUAUUAACGAUUCAUAUGUACAUACACAAGUGAACAAAGCAAUUUAUAUUUGUUUACUAUGUGUGCAAAAGUAUCCUGAAGAUAGACCAGAUAUGCCUUUGGUGGUUGUUAUGUUAGGUAGUCAAAUUCCAUUACCUGAACCUAAACAACCUGGUUUUUAUACAGAAAGAAGAAGACCACAAGAAGCAGAUUGUUCAUCUAGUAAUCCUGAAUGGAGCUCAUCAAAUCACUUAUCUGUUACGUAUCUUCAACCUAGAUAUAAAUUGGUAUAA